UCAAUUAUCACUAUCAAUGUUAUCGGCAGAGAAAAGAUCAGACGUACUACGAGGCACGCCGAGAUACUGAGAAACGCAGGCAGGACUCUUCACCGUCACUCACCGAUUCACCACUUUCCUUCCCACAACUCGACUCAGUUCAACUCAACUCAACUCAACUCAACUCAGCUCAACAUGAUGUGGGAAUGGAAACACGAAGAAGCAGAAGAAGAAGCGUUUCACGACGACGAUUCCACCCCAAAACUCGACGACGAUUCUCACCUCAACUUCGAUUUCGAUUUCUUCACCACUCUCACCAAACCCAAGGAUUACUACAAGAUAUUGGAAGUGGAUUAUGAUGCUACCGACGAUGCGAUUCGCUCGAACUAUAUACGUCUUGCACUGAAAUGGCACCCGGAUAAGAAGAAAUGCCAGGAGGAUGCCGCGACUUCGCGCUUUCAAGACAUCAACGAGGCAUAUCAGGUUUUGAGUGAUCCAGUGAAAAGGAGUGAAUAUGACAAAAACGGGAUGCACUAUGUGUAUGAUUACAACAUCAUCGAUUAUCUGAACCGUUACAAGGGCCUUAUAUUGACGUGCAAUGGCCUCGGUAUGAAGCAUUCAAUAUGGUGAAGAAUUUGCAAAAAAGCAUCGCAGACAUCCAUAUUUCCAGUGCAUCUGGGACAGUUUUUUGAAGUACCUGGCACUGCAUGCCAUGCUCUGUUUAUGAUGUCCUAAGAGAGCAACCUUCAUGCUAUUUUGUACACAAAACAGUCUAAUGCUCUCGCCCUCUGCCUGCUUUCAAAGGGUUUGUUGAUGAAGAAAAAUUAAUUAGAAUUUGAAAUAUAAUUUAGAUAUUUUAUAUUUUUAUUAUAUAUUAAUUAUUAUUAUAA
This is a messenger RNA of Lotus japonicus, 869 nucleotides long. RefSeq lists its product as uncharacterized. Lineage: Eukaryota; Viridiplantae; Streptophyta; Magnoliopsida; Fabales; Fabaceae. The record is from RefSeq and is a predicted model, not a curated record. The transcript has 5 exons. Gene Ontology annotation, cellular component: nucleus; cytoplasm. Bases 175 to 609 code for a protein of 144 amino acids.